AUGUUCCAUCAGGUCUGGUCGCCUUUUCUGGGUGACAGCAUCUUCACGACCGAUGGCAAGACGUGGCAGGACAACCGGUCGUUGAUCAGACCCAUGUUCAUCAAAGAUCGUGUUAGCGACCUGGCGAUUUUCGAUAGGUGGACAAACACCAUGAUGUCCAAGUUCCCCGCCUCGGGAGUCACCUUUGACAUCAUGGAUCUGUUUUACCGAAUGACGCUGGAUGUCACGACGGACUUCUUGCUGGGCCAUAGCGUUAACAGCCUUGAAAACCCGAAGAACCAUUUCGCCCAUGCCUUUAACGAGGUCCAGAGCUACCAGAUGUUCUAUACCAUCAUGGCCCCGUUUGAGUCCAUUCUUCCCCAUGGAAAAUAUAAGCGCGGUAUCCGUAUAAUUGAAGAGUUUGUCGUACCUUACAUCAACGAGACUCUCGCAUUGCCACCUGAUGAACUCGAGAAGCUCUCAAAGUCGGAUAAAUCCUUCACUUUCCUCCACAACAUAGCUCGUUUCACACGCGAUCCUAAGAUUAUCCGCGACCAGCUUAUCGCCAUCCUCUUGGCAGGCCGUGACACCACUGCCGCAACACUCUCCUGGACCAUUUAUGAGCUUUCCCGGUACCCCGCCACGUUCGCCAAGCUCCGAAAUGAGGUACUGUCAAUCCUAGGGCCCAACAAGACACCUACGUAUGAGGACUUGAAGAACAUGAAGUAUCUCACGAACUGCCUCAAUGAGACGCUGCGUCUGUAUCCGGCCGUUCCAUUCAACGUUCGCUCUGCUUUGGCGACGACGACGCUGCCCGGACAAAACGGCGGCCCAGAUAUUGCGGUUUUGCAGGGCGAUUCAGUAGUUUAUAGCACCUUGGCCAUGCAAAGACGGAGAGAGCUGUACCCUGAGGUGUCAGAGAAGUUUGCGGAUCCGGCGAUAUAUUCCCCAGAGAGGUGGGAGCAUUGGACGCCGAAGCCGUGGCAGUACGUCCCGUUCAACGGUGGUCCGAGGAUUUGUGUCGGUCAGAAUUUCGCCAUGACCGAGAUGGCCUAUACCUGUGAGUUUGUUCCUUUUCCAUAUUGA
Messenger RNA from Colletotrichum truncatum, 1065 nucleotides. RefSeq names its product cytochrome p450 alkane hydroxylase. NCBI's taxonomy places the organism in Eukaryota, Fungi, Ascomycota, Sordariomycetes, Glomerellales, Glomerellaceae. Gene Ontology annotation, molecular function: monooxygenase activity; oxidoreductase activity, acting on paired donors, with incorporation or reduction of molecular oxygen; iron ion binding. The record is from RefSeq and is a predicted model, not a curated record.